Lactuca virosa is the source of this 345-nucleotide messenger RNA. NCBI's taxonomy places the organism in Eukaryota, Viridiplantae, Streptophyta, Magnoliopsida, Asterales, Asteraceae. The record is from the annotation of a GenBank genome assembly.
CUUAUUCCUUUCGUAGAUAUUAUAUUGCGUUAAAACAUGGAGCGAACUUCACUAAAGAUCGUUUUCUUUGUCGCAUUAUUUCUUUCCAUCUCUUGUAUGCAGAUGUCAUUCGCUUUCCCUGAGACAGAACAUGUAGCCACCCCGCAAUCUCUGUCUAAAAGCAAUGGUGAAAACAUGACUGAACGUGUGGAUCCCAUUCGUUGUAGUAAGGAUAGUGAUUGCAUUGCUUUUUGUGUAAUUGGCUUAGGAUUAUGUAAGAAUGGUGUUUGCACCUGUUACAACUAAGAAAUUUAAUAAUUGUUAAUCCCUUGAUACAUCCAUAUUACAAUGCUGCAGUUGGUAGGU